Molecule: messenger RNA, 2209 nt
Organism: Lethenteron reissneri (Far Eastern brook lamprey)
Lineage: Eukaryota; Metazoa; Chordata; Hyperoartia; Petromyzontiformes; Petromyzontidae
Gene: AK6
Product: adenylate kinase 6
Cellular component (GO): cytoplasm; nucleus
Molecular function (GO): ATP hydrolysis activity; ATP binding; AMP kinase activity
Source: RefSeq, a predicted model, not a curated record
GGUAGGACCCCGAGAUAGCGGCAAUCUCGUCACAUUAAUCGGCGUCGUCUCGCUGUGCGCUCCCGACUUUAUCAUCCCUCGUUAGUUUUGCACCAUCUUACUCACAACUCCCUUGACGUUCUCGCGAGUACUCUUGUGAUAGAAUCCGGUGUUAACUCUGUGCGUUGGCCUGAAAAUGGUGAAGCGGCCGAACAUUUUGAUCACGGGUACCCCCGGCGUGGGAAAGAGCACCCUGGCGAAAGAGCUCGCCUCCAUCACGGGGUUCACCUACCUGUGUGUGGGCGACCUCGCCAAGGAAGAGCAGCUGUACGAUGGCUUUGAUGCAGAACUCGACUGUCCCAUAUUGGACGAAGACCAGGUGGUGGACGAGAUGGAGGAAAAGAUGGCCGACGGAGGCGUAAUCGCGGACUAUCAUGGCUGUGACUUCUUUCCGGAACGAUGGUUUCAAAUCAUCUUUGUGCUGAGGACAGACAACACGCUGCUCUUUAACCGACUUGAACACAGGGGUUACAGCGGCCGCAAGCUGGAGGAGAACGUGCAAUGCGAGAUCUUUCAGACCAUCUAUGAGGAGGCCAUGGAGUCGUACCGUGCCGAAAUAGUUCACCAGCUGCCCAGCAACAACCCCGAUGACCUGGAGCGCAACCUGCUGCAGAUCCAGGCCUGGCUGCAGAAGUGGAUGCUCGACAAUAACUGAGGCGAUUGUUGUCUGAUGAGCGUUUUGCGAUCUGAUCAGUUACUCAUUAUUUACAGAAAGUGUUGAGAAUCAGAACGUCAACUGAUUGGGUGGCACGUAGGAAGCCCCGCUGCAACGUUCGGAAUCGAUAUCAACGCUUGGAUCGUGCCUUUUCUCUUUGCGGUCAUAAAUUCACCGCCUUUCCUUUCACUGUGUAGGAAUAAAGAAAUCGGUCGGAUGAUUCAUCGCCACCUAUUUGAAGCCUGCACCACUUACAUUGAUUGGCAAGACGGAGGUUAUUGCUGCCUGUGUUUAGUUUCUUUGCGCUUGGGUGCUUGCGAGUCUUUGCCAUUGACAUUGCGGGAUAUGCUGUGUGUGCGUGCAGCAGAGACCACACACUCGAGGUGUGCAGCAUAUGGUCUGGAAUGCUUUGAAACGCACAUUUCGAGGUAAGAUUGACAAAGGCACUGGAAUGAUGGGCCUUGCAUUAGGCAUUUGUAAAUAGUGCAGUUCAUGAGUUUAUUUUAUUAAAUCUUUGGGUUGUAGUGGCCUACGAUUAUCAUUGACUUUGUUCAAAUUUAAUUAUGUGGCAUGUGCCCUGUUGAGUUGCGAGACCCUGCCGAUGAAGUCCUAAAGAUUGCUUCGUUUGAAUGCAGCCAUUCGUACAAGUUGUACAUACAUAAGACUUCAUCGGUGCGAUUAAUAUUCAAGGCACAAGCAGCUUUGAACGCUGAACAAACAGAAAUAAGGCAUUUACUUUUAUGACCCCUGGCAGUCUUGAAUUGCCACCACCAUUUGUUAAAAUUUACUAUUUCUUAAAACUUGUUUUAUUUUUCAAUCGUGAUAAAGUCAUUAUGCUAUAUAGCACAGGAUAAAUAUAACGCUUUGUACAUGUAUAGUUAUAUACUGCUUUGUAUUUAUACGUGAAUCAUUUGUGUAUACAAUGCAAUAUACAUGUACAGCCCAUUAUUAAUUUACUGCCGGAUGAUGUUCUUUCCAUUGGGAUUUUGGCCAUACUUCCCCAUUCUGGUCUGUGGAUUGAAGCUUGGAAGUACAGUACAACAAUCUGUUACUGCACUAUCCUCUGCAACCCAUAACAUGAAAUAUGAACAUGUAUAUUUUUAUAUGUACACUAUAUUUCAGAGGUACAGAAGGUAAUAUGCGGAUGUAAACUGUGUAUUACACGACAUAAAUUAUAUUGAGACUUUCACAUCUUGUACGAUAAGGGACAUUCAGAUCCUGGCAGUCCCGCCAACCCAUCUGGGUGGCACUGGUGACAGAAUCCUCGUCAAAUCUGAUAGAAUAUUCCAGAAGCAUCUUCCAUUACAACAUCGGUCAUGCAUGACAAUUUCUUAAGGUUGAGAAUAACUUACUAGAAAUCUGGAUUUUUGUUUCCCGCUUCUGGUCACGGUUUUGGAAAGAAUGUGCAUGGUCACUCGUUGAAUACAGUACAUGGAUACGUGUGCUUAACUGGCAUUUGUGUAUGGAUUGUAAUAUGCAUAAAGGAUGUGUCACAUUAAAGCUUCCUGAACUGGA